This is a messenger RNA of Williopsis jadinii, 1733 nucleotides long. It is a transcript of the gene TOS4, whose product is annotated as Tos4p. The record is from RefSeq and is a predicted model, not a curated record. Gene Ontology annotation, molecular function: protein binding. The coding region runs from base 83 to 1618 and encodes 511 amino acids. The transcript has a single exon. Lineage: Eukaryota; Fungi; Ascomycota; Saccharomycetes; Phaffomycetales; Wickerhamomycetaceae.
AAAAAACCUGGAUACCCGUCUUGUAAAGAAGAAGUUGUUUACGUGAGAUAGGGAUAACAAAGAUAACAAGAGAGGACAGACCAUGUCGACUGAGUAUCCACCAUCUUCACCUUUCCUAGCCGCUGUGCCAGAGAGUGAGGACCAACUUCAGGAUGACCCAUUCCACUCAUUCUCCGUCCCAUCCAAGAAGCUCGUGUUGAGCACUCCGUUCAACAAGGAACACAAGAACGCUGUCAAGGCAGAAACGUUCCCAACGCCUAACCCAUCUUCCAGUGCUGGUGCACGGGACCAGGACCAAGGGUCCAGCUCACCUCCGAGAACUGAGACUGCUGUUGCUGCUGAAUUGCUUCAGCACCCGUUGAUCAGAACUGAAGUUGACUUCCAAGAAACACCAGAUAGCAACUCCCAUAAGGUUGUCAAUACCCAAAGACCGUUGAAAGUGCUGUUGUACCCGAAUGAGAAGGUUACCCUCGGUAGAUCUUCCCGCUGUGACUACUUCAUGAAGUCCAAAUUCGCGUCGCGUGUUCAUAUUAAGUUGCAGUACAGCAAGGAACACGAUGAGUUGACAGUUUUCUGCAAAGGCUCCAACGCUCUCUACAUUCAAUUCCAUAAGCAAAUCUUUGGCCGUAUAGUCAAGGAUAGCGAGGAUGUCUAUUACAUCGAGACCAAGCCAUCGGAAGACUGUGAUGACGAUGAGGUGUUUACCGAGAUUAAGGUCGUCACCGGCGAACAGUUCACUGUUCCAUACGAUCCAGAGUUGACGAUUAGAGUCAUGGAUUAUCAAAUCAUGGUCGAUGUUACCAGUGAUGAGUCUGAAACAGAGGACGAAAAACCAGUGUUGAGUAAGUCACUAAGCCACAUUGAGCCAACCCAACAGAUGAAGGAGGUUGAGCCAGAUUACUUACAAACACCAACCGAUAAGUCUACCAAGUUGAGCAAAGUCGACGCACCAACCAAGUGUGUCUCCAAAACCACCACUCCGAUCUUGAAAUCUUCUGUCUCUGAACAAUCUGCACACUCAUCGUUCGACGGUUCCUUGACUCCAUCAAACAAGGUCUCGGAAGCUAAGAAGGAGCGCACACCUCUACAACCAAUGAGUGCCAAUGACCUGAACAAGGAACAACAAUCAAAGGCAGCAAACCAUGAAGUGAAAAAUAGACGCGUUCGUAAAGCUGAGCCUGGGUUGUCCCCAGUCAAGAAGAAAGUUGAUCGUUUACAACCACGUGAAAAGAUUGAAUCUAUGAACAUUGAACAAAUCUUGGAAACAGUGGAAGAGGUUGACUCUAUCCAGAAUGUUGUUACAAACCAUUUGGCAUUUUCAAGGCUGUCACAGACCCCAUUAGCACAAUUGCAGACCGUUUCUGCAUCGACACAGAAUUUGACCCGUCAGCAGUUGAGAGCUGUGCUCGCAGCUUGUCCACAUAUUGGUGUCAUUUACCGUCGUGGUAAGGACGCCGCGGGCAAAUACUUAGACGAGGAGUACUACUACGACGUGGAGAAAGACGCUGACGAGGAAAGGGUCAAACUCGUUAAUACCGUGAAAGGUGGUGGUUUAAGAAGUUGCAGAAAGACUCACAAGCAGUACUUCUGGAAGAAACCAGGUGCUUCUAAGAAAUAAGCUAACAACGGGAGUCCUGUUAUGAAACAUAGCAUUCUCGCUAGUGUCCUAUUGUUGUGUAUGUGUUUUUAUUAGCGGUAGCCUGUUUGUAUGGUUUUAAUCAUUUGACAUUUGC